UGCGACGUGAGUUCAACCGCCAAAUUCAAACACAUUUUGGGUCAAUACACAAUUUCAAAAAGCACCGCUAAUUUUGAACACAGUUGUGUUUUGAGCGAGUGCGGACAAUGGAUUCUUACACAGAGCAACUGAUUGAGCGCACACGGCAGCGGCGUGCAAUGUUGAACCAGAAGCUGGGUAAGACUCCAGAUCCAGCCCCAAGGAAACGAGUGUUGGAAGACACAACUAAUCAACCUGUCCUCACAGUGAUAGACGAUGAUGACUCUCCAAAACGACACUGUACCUGGGAGACAGAUGGAAAGGGAAAGCCUGACACCCCAGCAAUUAAAGGUGUCAAGUCACGCAUGACAGUGCUGUCAGAAGAACGACCUCAUUUUUCAGAUGUCGGAGGUGACCAGCGUGAGAAUCGAGCAGGCACUCAUGUUGCCAUGGAUACCAGGCCAGAGCCUGCUGGCUCACCUAGUAGCCGGAGAUCUCGCUUUGCAAAGCUCGCACAGAACCUUGACAACUUCGAAUGUGACAUGUCACAUCCAACAAUAAAAAAACAAGAAGAGAAAAAGCCAAGAUGGCAGCCACCAAAGAAAGAUGACGACAGGCCACCAAACCAUUUUGAUGCGAAGGACAGGCAUGUUUCCUCGCCACAGAAAGAGUAUGAACUGUAUCAGGGACCCAAGAGGGACAGACAGGGCUCAGGACCGGGUAGCCCUGCCCCAUCACCAAAGAAAACACCUGCCCCCGCCCCACCAUCAGCCCCUCUUCCCACCCAGACAACAGCCCCAGCUAAACCACCCAGGGCUCAGUCCCCUGUGCGAGCCCAGUCUCCUGCCAGGCCACCACUGGGCUCCCCUAAGAAGAGCACACACACAGUUCACCUGUCACAACCUGGAAACACAGGCUCACCAAAAUAUGCACACAGUGUGAAAACAGUAACAAACCAUGAGCCGGUGAACAAACGGGCGACCGACACAAGCUUGGGGGAUGAACCCACAGAGAAGCCUGUGACAGACAGGCUUGCAUCCUGGAAGAAAAACACACCCACCAAGCCUGCUGCCCCAAGGGACCCAACAGAUCUGCCCUUGUCAGAGAGAUUUGCAGGUUGGGAGCAGAGAGUUUCUCAGACCCCUAAAGCAGACAACACCCCCGCUCGUCGACACCAGCAAACCCCAAGACCGGAGCAGAGACCUGCACAGGGGCCAGAUUCUGGGGAUGACAUAUCAGCUAAGCCUGUAUCGGAUAUCCGGGCCAGCUGGAAGGAGCAGGAGGCUAAGACUAUUCCUAAACGAGAGGAAGAGCCAACUGCUUACUCUGUCGGGGACAGAAUGUCGGCCUGGGAAAACAUGACCUCAAAUAACAAAGUGAGCUCUAUCAAGAAGGUUGAUCCAGGCACACCCGGUCCUAUGAAACCAUCAGGUACCCCAAGUAAAGCGGCCUCCUGGAAGACAAAUGGGACCCCUAACAAGGGCCUCACACCACAGAAGAGUUUCAAGGACUCGAUCGAGGAGAGAGCCUCACAGAUGGGGCGGGGAAAGGGAUCAACGAGCAGUGCAGAUGGUCUGCCACCUAAACCACCUACCAGCAGUACUUCAAGGUCUCCUCAGCGGACCCCCAGCAAGGCAGGAGCCUUUUCCCCAACAAAGGUCCCAAGUCCCCAGGCGGCCUCGCCACUUGUUCGAGUUGGCAGUGCAACCAAAACACUCCAACAGAAAAUCCUCAACCAGGUCCAGUACAGCAAAACAGACAAGAUUGCUGACAAGAUCCGCCAAGAGCGAAUGGCGGAGGUGAAUACUCUCAACAAUCGAUACCAGAACGGCAUUCUCAAGGAUGACAGGACACUUGAACAGUCUGAGGUAUCAAGUGCAGAUGAGGCUAAUGUUCAUGCCCCACCACCUCCUCCCCCUCCAGCUGCUGGGGGGAACAAGAGAGAGUCUGUCCGUACCAAGGCCAGGGAUGAUUUUAACAAGAAGCUACAGGCCAUGGGGUUUGAACUUUCAGAUGAAGGCGGGGCCAGCUACACAUUUGACAAUGGUCCAGGUGAGACACAACCAGCAUCAGCCAGUAAGAAGCCUUCCAGCAUCUACAGACUGGUUUCUAAGAAGUGCACUGAGGAAGAGAAACCAGUGGUGCAGCAGUCUGCGUCCUCAUUGAAGAAGGUACAGUUCCAGGAGCACAACACGAGCACGGACACAAUGGAUGAGACAGAGGAUGACUUUGACCCUACGUCUGAGGAGACACAAUCUGAGUCCCAAGAGUCGUUUGAUGACACAUUUGACAGUGGCUCUGAGUCCAGUAUACCUGAGUCCUAUAAAAGCGCUUCAAGAAGAAUGGAUAACCAGCAAUCUCCUCAAAAACGUGUCAUGCAGCACCAUCAAAUGGAUGAUGAUGAUGUUAGCCUUAGUGCCUUCGUUUCGGACUCUGUUCGGCGGCAGACGGUGAUGCCACAGGCUCAGGACGACACUGCCAGUAUCACCAGUGAGGACAGCAUGGAAUACCAGCACGUAAGGCUGGAGGGGGUGUCACAUCGGCCCCAAGGGUAUGGGUCCAGUAUCUCUUCUAGCGAGGGUGAGAGGGGUGGGCAGGACCACAUGGAUGGGGACAGUGAUGAUGAAGACCGGCAGGAGAUGGAUGACCUGCUAGAUGAAGCCCUGGAUGACAUCACAGACGUCGAGAUGAGGAACAAGGAACCUGUCCCUCAACCACGCAAACGUCAGAGCCACUUGUACGCCACAACAUCGGGAGAGAUGAGCCUGCAGCAGCCGAAUAACAAUGAGGUGACGAUGCGGGCCAAGAGUGAUGGCCUGGCGUACAGCGUGUCCAUGUAUCGAACCAGCAGGCAACUGGGAACUGAGGUGCCGACAGUGAGCCAGCGUAUAGCCCGGAACAGCCACUGGACUCAUGAGUCACCCGUAGAAGAGGACAUACCUAUGCCACGGCAACUCCCGCCCGAGCUUGAGAGAAAGACACUACAGGACAGAGUCAAGGAGUUGAAUGAGCUGGUGACGCAGGAGCAGAAUGUCAUCAUGCAGACAAGUAAUGCUAUCAACAAGUGCUGCAUGGGGGACUCACAGUUUGCUGGAUCAGCCGAGCAGGUGGAGUGCAAUAGGCUCCUCCUUGUCGCUUGUCAGAAGCGACAAGCGUACCUGACCGAGGCCCAGCGCCUCAAGGAGACAAGACAGCUGGAAGCCCCUGGUCAGCAGGGGCCCAAGGGGUCACUCACCAUCAGUGACAUACGUCUCCCUCUCAAGAAAGACUUUGUCACCAAGAUCGGCACAGCUUCAGACACGACAACACAUUACUUUGUAAUCCUGAUCCGUAACGGCCCCCAGGUGAUCACGACCCAGAUGUUGUCCACGCACGACCCUUUGAUGCGCGGGAGUCUAGACUUCCCCAAUCUCAUCAAGAUCCAUGGAAUCUCCUCAAACUUUAACAUAAACCUGGAGAUCUACAGCAUGUCUGUGUCGCGUGAACACCAGAGGGACAAAAAGAAGAAGACCCCCAAGAAACACAAACACCAGACCAACAUGCCAUUGGAAAGCCCAGGUGGUCCCCUGGCAGUGAGGACAACAAGUUUCUUCCUGAUAACAGCUCUGCCCAUCACCAUGAAAAGCCUGGAUAAGAGCAGCUUCUCUCUAGAGAGGAUCCCAUUCCUGUCGCCACUGCACGGUACGAUCUACAUGCGUCUGAAGUGUAUGAUGGAGCAGCAUGUGGAAGAGCGGGGCUUCCUCACCAUGUUCGAAGAUGUGUCUGGGCUCGGGUCCUGGCACAGACGCUGGUGUGCACUCACUGGAAACAAGCUCUGUUACUGGAAAUACCCAGAUGAUGAAACCAAAAAGGACCCCAUUGGCUAUAUUGACCUGAAGCGUGUGAUCACUGAGAAGAUAGGUCUGAUCCCGCGGGACAUCUGUGCACGCCCCCACACGUUUGAGCUCGUGUCAGUCCGCCCACCACUACGAGGGGAGCAAGACACACUCGUCACUAAGACGUACAACACCAUGACAACCACCAGGUUUAUGUUGUCAGCUGACACCAAAGAGGAGCGAAUAGUUUGGUGUAACAAGAUCAACCGGUCACUCGCCAACAUCCGUACCUGGCACGCUGAUGCCCUCCGGCCCAUCAGACCUCGAUAGUCAACAUGUGUCACUGUUUUACUAGUAACAGCUAGAUGCCUUGGUCAUAACAUACAGGAACUGUCUGUGUUCAUGAAGCUGCAAUGGAGCAUUCCAGUGAUCAAGCUAGACUUUAAAAAACCAAGAGAUGUUAACUCAAAUCAGGGAACAACUUCAAAUAAAAGUUUCUACUACUACAGUGUUCAAAAUUAGCACAAGCCCCUUAUACAAAAUAUGGGUAAUGUUUAUAUAUUCUGGCUUGUUGAUUAUAAUCUCAUUAUUAUAUGAACAUAUGUGUAUUUAUAUAUAGUAUUCAGGCUUGUUCAUGAAAGUCUUUAUUUAAUGACUGCUUACGUUCUAAUACAGAGAAAUAAUUUCUCAAAAAAGGGAGCAGUUUGAUUGUUAACUGAGACCUCUUGCCUAGCUUGAUCCCUGAAUAUAAAUUUUGUUUGUUCAAGUCUUUUGAAUCUCAAGAUAAUCUCAACAGUUCAUGAGGAAAAGUGUCGUCAACAUUACAUGAAGACAUUGCUAUGACACCAAAAUGGAUGAUCUCUGUUCAAUCCUAAUUCUAUCCCUACUAAUCUAAACCUCAAUUUCCGAUCUCUGAUGUUUCCACUUCCUAUCUCUAGAAGGUUGUAAACCUCAGGCCAGCCUUAUUUUGCCUGGCUGUUUUGUUGUAUCUGAAUGCAUGCUUGUGAUAUUCUUGAUAGCUUCAUGUAUUUGUGUAAUAUGUACACCAUUAGAAGUCAUUGUACAUGGAUGUGAUUAGUCCACAGAUUUCAAAUCUAAUGUCUUCUGUGACAGGUGCUUCACCCCAUUUGACCCCAAAACCCAUAGCCGAAAACAGUUUCAGUCGUUCAGCUUCCAGGUCAAGCACAUCCUUGUUGUAAUAUAGGCCUGAUUAUUAUUUAUAUUUUAUCAAAUAUAUAAGUACUUGAUAUUUAGUUUCAUUUGGUUAACGGCUGAUUAUCUAUUAUCAAUCAUGUAAAAUAUUAUUUAGACGGAGUAAACAUUUGCAUAUUCAUUUUCAUGACUGAGGAAAACUAUUGUGUAUGUGAACUUGGAAACUACUACUAGGUUUUACUGUGUAAUGUCUUGCCAGGUGCAGAAUCUCAGUUGCCAUAUUGAGUGAUAAGAAUUUUAAAAUGACAGCGAAAUACUGAAAACUUUGAGCUAUGUUAAAUUUGGUGAAACUGGAUUAAGUCGUAAUGAGGUUCAUAAUAUUUUGCAUUUUCAGAUGCAUUCUGAUUCUGUGUUCAUAAAUACCAUGUCUUUCAUAAAUCAUUCUGUAUAUAUAUAUUCACCAUGUGCAUUGUCAUAUACUGUGUUCUCUCUCUCUAUCUCUGUAUUGUAGUGUAGAACAAUUAUUGCUAUAAAUUCUAGAAACUCUAUUAAUCUGGUAGCUAGGAAACAUAGUCACUGUCUGUUUUAGUAUUUUAUCAUUUUAUUUCUGUUUCUCUCUUUUUUCAAUAUGUGUGCUUUUGUAGCUAUAUCGCCAUGAUUAUUUUUGUAUUUUUGAGUAAUAUUUUGAAAUAUAUAAUAAAAUGACAU
Messenger RNA from Mya arenaria, 5654 nucleotides. Its product is annotated as anillin-like. Gene Ontology annotation, biological process: actomyosin contractile ring assembly; septin ring organization; mitotic cytokinesis. NCBI's taxonomy places the organism in Eukaryota, Metazoa, Mollusca, Bivalvia, Myida, Myidae. The transcript has 22 exons. The record is from RefSeq and is a predicted model, not a curated record. The coding region runs from base 108 to 4124 and encodes 1338 amino acids. Gene Ontology annotation, cellular component: actomyosin contractile ring.